Molecule: messenger RNA, 1662 nt
Organism: Talaromyces rugulosus
Lineage: Eukaryota; Fungi; Ascomycota; Eurotiomycetes; Eurotiales; Trichocomaceae
Exons: 4
Coding region: 1-1662 (553 amino acids)
Biological process (GO): positive regulation of autophagy; negative regulation of TORC1 signaling
Cellular component (GO): GATOR1 complex; vacuolar membrane
Molecular function (GO): GTPase activator activity
Source: RefSeq, a predicted model, not a curated record
AUGAUCAAAGCUAUCUUUUAUAGCAAGUUUGAUACCCAGGAAGGCCCCAAAGUAGUCCAUCAGGUCCCCGAUGGCGCAAUUGUGCCCUCGUCGACGGCAGCAGCAGCCGCACAGCAGACACUCCUCUUCACAUUCUCUGACAUUUCCUUCUUUGUCAUUCCGCGACAGGAGCUAUGCGGAAAUCUGCUGCAAGUAUGCAUCGGUGGGUAUCGGAUUCUAGGUUAUCCGAUCUGCAUGAAGUCUCCGUGCUAUGACCGCAAUGAAUUCAUCUUUAAUUUCUGCCUGGUCGUAGCAGAAGAUGAAGACUUUAGCAAGUACACGAGUAUUGUGCAGAAGCUCGCCGAUUUGAUGCACGGCUUGGAGGAGCAAAGCGGGUUUCUGAGCCGUGACCAUUCAAAGAGUGGUCAGGGUAAGUUGUACAGUUUGUGUGAAACUCUGAUGGAAGACCUCAAUAAUUAUAGCGAGUGCAUGAUCCCGAUAGACGAGCUGAAUACUCUCAACUUCAAGCUCUUUCCCGUCUAUCCUGCUCCUUCGCAUGUGAAAGCAUACGAUGUGCCACUCUUUACUGUGCGAUUCGAGACCUUUAUGGACGAGAAUUGGGAUCUUACGCUACAAAAGAUUAUCCCAUACAUAAACGGAGUAAACAGCGUCCGGAUCAUUUCUAUUCUCGCCGACGUUGAGCUGUCCCUAGCCUACAAAGCAAUUCGGCAUUUACUCUAUUACGGGUGCGUCUUUUUGCUUGACAUCUUUUCCUUCUCGGCUAUCUAUGCACCUACCGCCCAAUUCAGUUCCACCAUCGCCUGUGACGAAGGAAUGCAGCAAGAGUGUGCCCGCUACACCAACAUGCGGUUUGCACCGACACAGUCCAAACUGGCGCCCGCACCACCUGGAACAUCUAGUUCGCGAGCCGACCUAAGUAGUUCUCACGGCGGUGGACUGUGGGCAUUGGACACCGAAGAUAUCUGGCCGCUUGUCGGGGACCCCGAACCCCAAACCAGCAGCAGCAACGACGGCGAGGAUACAGAACCAGCACGACGCAAAUGUCUCGACGGAGUCGGUAUCGUCGAACUAUACGCGAGUCUGAAACAGGGUCAAAGCGUCAAACAGUGGUACGCAGCAAAUGCCCGGCAGCUGGUCAAUGUCGAUGUUCGCCGCUUCAUCACCUUUGGCAUUAUCAAAGGGUUUUUAUAUCGUGUGCACAAGUACGCCUACGGUCCUCGACCUGAAGCAUUCAAGUCGCUCCAUUUCAAAACCCCGACCACGUCACUCAAGGGCGGCAUAGCCCCUUCAACGAUACCUGAUAGCCCAGAUGGCGGUCUUCUGAGCAACGAAAACUCGAUUCAACUCGCCGAUUCUCUGGGUCCGAGUGAGAGCGAGCUGAGCGCUGUGUCGACUUCAUUUCGAAGCACUAAUAAUAACAAUAUCAGCAUGAGCAACAACAGCAACAAUAAUAAUAACAGUACCCCUAUCCGACCCGAAUCCACCGCGGCCACAUCGUACGAGGAAGAUGAAGAAAGCGAGGCAAUCGACAAAUCGCUGGAAAAAUAUCUCGAUGGACAGCACUGUUUCGAUGAGAUUUGUACGGAGUUGGAGAUUGGCGAGCGAGACUUGUCGGCGCGGUUGAAGAAGGUUCCUUGGCCUGUACAUAUUAUAAAUCGAUGA